Molecule: messenger RNA, 1062 nt
Organism: Xylaria bambusicola
Lineage: Eukaryota; Fungi; Ascomycota; Sordariomycetes; Xylariales; Xylariaceae
Product: pterin 4 alpha carbinolamine dehydratase-domain-containing protein
Exons: 4
Coding region: 222-872 (216 amino acids)
Biological process (GO): tetrahydrobiopterin biosynthetic process
Molecular function (GO): 4-alpha-hydroxytetrahydrobiopterin dehydratase activity
Source: RefSeq, a predicted model, not a curated record
CGUACACACAGUCACAAUCGUGAUGACCAACAUCGUCACCAACUGUAUCAAAUUUGGGGGCUAAUAUUCACCUACCUAAACCGACACGGCAUUGCAACCUGCUUCAUCCAGCGGGAGAUAGCCUGCUUCUUGCUUUCUACUCUACGGCGCCCUACACGUCUUGCAUAAUAACAGAAAGCAACCUGCAGAUUGAUAUACGUCAAGCCGUCCUCGCCAGACGAAUGUUUGCCCGCCACGCCAGCCUGCCAUUGCGUCACCUGAGCGCUGUCGCGAGCAGGGGAGCGGCUCUUCCAGAGACCAAGGUCUUGACCCUGCGCAUGAGACAGACUACUGGCAUCAGAGAAUCACCGUUUGCCUUUACCAGUCCGAGUUUCCAGAUGUCUCGUUGCCAGUCGUCGUCAUCGGAUGUGGCGGCCCCCAACGACACCAGGAUCAACUUUGCUGCUGGUGCUGAUGAGGCCACCUUGAUGGCGGCUCUGCAAGAUCUACUCGAUUCGGUAGGAAAAGGGGGUCGCUGGACCUUGAUCCCCAGCGGCCAAGGGCUGGAGAGGGGUUUCAGAUUCAAGAAUUUCGCGAAGACGUGGGACUUCAUGACGGCCGUUUCGCUGCAAUGCAAGCUCAAGAAUCACCACCCGGAGUGGUCCAAUGUUUACAACACAACACACAUCCGCUGGACCACGCACAACCCCGCGGGUCUCUCUGCAAAAGACGUCGAGUUGGCGCAGCUGUGCGACGCCCUGGCGCGCGAUUUCGGCGAAGUCGUCACCACUGACAACGAAAGCGGUAGCAGUGGCACUCUGAAACAAGUAACUGAGCGCGUCGUUGGCAUUGCGGGUGAUUGCUGCACGCCUAAGACAGCCGCAACGACAUAACCUCGGGACUAAACAUAGUCAAAUUCAACUACCUGGAAAGGACAACUAUGAGUUUGUGUUGUCGAAGGGAGGUAAGUAGGUAGGUAGAUAGGCAGAGUAAUCUGAGGAAAAUUAUAUCGCAGUGCUAUUCAUAGUGAUUACAUCGUAGCUCACUCAGCCUCGUCUCUCACUGUAUUCCUAUUCAAUGAUA